Messenger RNA from Moneuplotes crassus, 914 nucleotides. The record is from the annotation of a GenBank genome assembly. NCBI's taxonomy places the organism in Eukaryota, Ciliophora, Spirotrichea, Euplotida, Euplotidae.
UAAUCAUGGAUAAUAUUAAAAGUAUAACAAUGAUAGUAGGUUCUAUCGCUGCAGCUAGUGGAGCUCUCUUGUAUUAUCAGACUUCAAAAGAAGCAAAUGAAGAGGGUCUUGAGAAGCUUAAAAGUAUUUUGCAAGAGCUUAAAGCUGCAUAUAUACCCAUAUAUGUCAGGUCAUACAACAUGUACGUCAAUUCUAUUAGAGAAAUGAAGGAUAAGAAGGAUUCAAAGGAAUUCGUCCAGAAAUGAAUACAAGAACAGAUUGACACAGAAACUUCCAAGAUAGAUGAAGAAGUCUGUAAACAGUUCGAAAUUACAGUGGAAGAGCUUUCCCAGAUGAUUGGGAUGUAUGAAAAGGAUCCUGAUGUGGUAGAAAUGCAGAAUUUGAUAGAAGAAAACACCAAAAGGAUCUUUGAAGAGAAGAGACCUGACUUCAAACUGGAAUACCCUGACAAGAUCACCCCAGAACUAUAUUUUGAGAUCCUUACGACCAUCUUUGAAUAUCUCCGCUAUGAAGUUUACUGAAGACUUAGGUAUAAAAUCAGGGAAAAUAAUGGAAAGUUACUGCCAAAAGAUGAUAUUAUGGCAACUCUCAACAACAUAAAUGUUGAAGAAAUCCGGAAAGAGGUCAUUACACAUUAUGACAUCACCAUUGAUGCUGACAAGGAAGUCGAAGAGGUCCUCAAAAACGUCUAUUAUACUCACCUAUCAGAAGAAGGGUUCGAUGAGCAAGCCACCGAAGUUUACAGGCAUCAUGAAGACAUUUUAAAGAAGAUCCUUUCUUUAGAUCUCGCUAGUAGCUCUGAUCUGAAGGCAUCAAAAUUGGAGAUCCAUCCUUUGACUGGUGAGAAAAGAGAUUACUUCGAUAAGGAAUGGAUCAAGAAAAUCGACAGUGUUCCAGAUGAUGACAAUGAAUAA